Molecule: messenger RNA, 2453 nt
Organism: Pseudomassariella vexata
Lineage: Eukaryota; Fungi; Ascomycota; Sordariomycetes; Amphisphaeriales; Pseudomassariaceae
Product: pseudouridine synthase
Exons: 3
Coding region: 52-2097 (681 amino acids)
Biological process (GO): mRNA pseudouridine synthesis; tRNA pseudouridine synthesis
Cellular component (GO): nucleus
Molecular function (GO): RNA binding; pseudouridine synthase activity
Source: RefSeq, a predicted model, not a curated record
ACGAUAUCCAGCCAUACUGGAGAUAAUGCGAAUGCGCCAAUUUGUCUCAAGAUGGUUGCCGACAAUAAUGCCAACGAGCGCUCGGCUUCUUCGGCUGCACCUGUCGCGGAUAAGUCCCCUACGACAUCAGCUCCUUCCACAGACAGCAAAACUCUUCUCGACUCAGGUGUGCCGAAGGCAGAUGGCCCGCCAAGUAAUAGGCGCCACUUCGACUCGAGCAAUCGUGGCCGAGGCCGAGGGCGCGGCGGCCAGCGCGGCAGAGGAGGCGGAGGUCGAGGUGGCCGUGGUGGUCGCGACGACGGCGGCAAGCGCAAGCAAGUCAGCCGGCAGGAAUACAGCCGCGAACAUGUAGAUAAACGCACACGCAACACCGACACACAAGACCGCAAGCGACGUAAGGUGGGCGAGGACGGCACCGUCGUGUCCGGCAAUGGCGAUCCGAGCUACAUGAGCAUCCCCUUCGCGAAGGAGGAGAUUGAGGCUGAGGAACGUCGACCCAAGCGCAAGGUCGCGGUCAUGGUAGGAUAUGCGGGCACGGGAUACCAUGGCAUGCAGAUCAACCACAAGGACAAGACCAUUGAGGGUGACAUCUUUGCUGCUUUUGUGGCGGCCAAUGCAAUCUCCAAGGCGAACGCCGAUGACCCUCGAAAGUCGAGCUUGGUGAGAUGUGCUAGAACGGACAAGGGUGUGCAUGCGGCGGGUAAUGUGAUCUCGCUGAAGCUGAUCAUCGAGGAUCCGGACAUUGUCAAGAAGAUCAACGACGCCUUGCCGCCGCAAAUUCGGGUAUGGGGCAUCCAGAGAACGAACAACGCAUUCAGCUGCUAUCAGACCUGCGACUCGAGAUGGUAUGAGUACCUCAUGCCGAGCUACUGUCUGCUGCCUCCGCACCCGGAGACUUAUCUCGGAAAAAAGGUGCUGGAGUCCAUCAAGGAGCAAGGACAAGAGGAGGCAUACGCCAGGCGCAUGGCCGACGUCAAGGACUUCUGGGAGGAUGUCGAGAAGAAUGAGAUUCAACCCAUCAUCGACGCCUUGGACCCUGAAACCCGCGAGCAGGUGUUGCGGCGAUUACAUGCAGCCGAGAAUGAUUCGACGGAGAAGCCCAAGUCUGCCGCAGGUGAUAAGGUCUCGAAGGCACAAGAUAAGGAAGCUCCCGCCGAGAGGAUAGAGGAAGUCACCACAGUAUCCGUCACCAAGGCAGAAGCAUCCAACCCAGAAAUCAAAGCCGGAAAUGACGUUGAGUUGCAGGACUUUUCAGAAGAACAACCGGCUGGCGGAGCAGAGCCUACACUGGUCGAGGAUCUUGACGCUUCCACGGCGACUUUAGUGAACCCCGAAACAACCGAGCUGCCUCAAUCCAAGGUCGUGUCAUCCGUCGAUCUUGCUCUCAAAGCCAUAAAAGCUACCUACGUCUCCGCCAAACGUCGAUAUCGUGUGACGCCAGAGCGCCUGAAUCAGCUCCAAGAGACUCUCAGCGAAUACGUUGGUACCCACAACUACCACAACUACACGAUUCAGAAAGGACCUUCAGAUCCUUCGGCUAAACGCCACAUCAAGUCCUUCGUGGUGAACCCGAACCCUAUUCAGAUCAACGACACGCAAUGGCUAUCACUCAAGGUCCAUGGCCAAUCCUUCAUGAUGCACCAAAUCAGGAAGAUGGUCGGCAUGGCCGUACUGGUGACGCGAUGCGCGACGCCUCUUUCAAGAAUUAGCGAAUCCUAUGACAAAAGCCGCAUCAGUAUCCCCAAGGCGCCAGGCUUGGGACUGCUAUUGGAACGACCCGUGUUUGAGAACUACAAUGCCAGAGCCAAAGGCAAUUACGAGAGACCUGAGAUUGACUUCGCCAACUACGAGAAGGAGAUCCAGGAGUUCAAGGAUACGCAGAUCUACAAUCGGAUUUUCGAACUCGAGGAGAAGGAGAACUCUUUCCACACUUUCUUCCACCAAAUCGAUAGCUUCAAGUCGGAUUACUUCCUCUGGGUGACGGCUGGCGGGAUAACCGCUGCCCAUCAGAGGGUCGGCCAGGUUGAAGAUGUACCGGAGGAGAUGAAGGAGGAGCUUGGUGACGAGGGUGAAGACCCCGAGGGUGGAGAGGGCUGAGUUGAGCUUGACCUAUGACAUGUUACGCGUCUAUAUUUGCCACCCCAUCAUGACACGAUAAGGAGAUUGUCGACUUCUGGAUGCCACAACAACAUUCAUGAAGAGGAUAGAUAUGGCCUUCGGAGCCCAUAUGCUCCGCUUUUGCCCAUCUUUAGACGCUGCACCAUCAUCACUUUGGCACGCAAGUGUGUCAUCAGUAGAGCUAGAGAUUCAUUGCCUUUAGCCUGAUAUAUCAUCUAAUUUUGCGUCUUUCGUCCUUGCCAUUGUGCGUCCGUCCGUGUGCUGCUUGCUGCCAUACGCUGAAAAGCAGAGAUAAAGCAUGCGGACCCCAAAACUUCGCCCUGAGAAAGGAUAUC